Pieris macdunnoughi is the source of this 1221-nucleotide messenger RNA. NCBI's taxonomy places the organism in Eukaryota, Metazoa, Arthropoda, Insecta, Lepidoptera, Pieridae. The record is from the annotation of a GenBank genome assembly.
AUGAAGGAGGAGAAUCAAGGAGAGUCUCAGAUCCGGAAGUCAUUCGCGGGAGCUAACAUUUUACUGACGGGAGGAACUGGCUUCCUUGGAAAACUGCUUAUUGAAAAAUUACUAAGAUGUUGCCCGGAGCUUAACAAGAUAUAUCUAUUAGUGAGGAAGAAGAAAAAUAAAGAUCCACAAACACGAUUAAAAGAACAGUUCGAUGAUGUGCUGUAUGAAACACUUCACAAAGAUCAGCCAGAUUUCAUCAAGAAGGUAGAGAUUCUAGAGGGAGAGUUGGACAGCGAAAAUCUUGGUCUCACAGACCAGGAUUGGCUGACAGUAUGCGAUAAGGUUAAUUUUAUACUCCACGGAGCAGCGACCGUCCGCUUUGACGAGACCCUGAAUAAAGCCGUACGCAUCAAUACACGUGGCACCAAGGAGAUGUUAAAGCUUGCUCGCUGUUGCAAAUACCUUGAAGCUUUUGUCUACAUUUCGACCGCUUAUUGUAACCUCCCGCAACAACCGAUAGAGGAAAAAAUUUACGACUUUCCACUGACCAGUGAUCUUCUUAUUGACGUAGUUGAACGCUUGGAUUCAAAAACUGUAGACGACAUUACACCUGGACUAAUAGGCAUGUAUCCAAAUACAUAUUGUUACACAAAGGCGGCCGCAGAAAACCAUCUUCUUAAACAUUCUCAAGGAUUACCUGUUGCUAUAUUAAGACCUUCUAUAGUGAUAUCAACGGCAAAAGAUCCCAUUCCUCUGGGUUGGAUUGAUAACAUUUAUGGACCGACUGGGAUAUGUGUUGGAGCUUCGGUGGGCAUUAUUCGAAUAAUCAAAUGUAACCCGGAUGCCAUCGCCGAUUUAGUACCAGCUGAUUUUGUUGUUAAUGCUUGUAUUGCCGUCGCUUGGAAGACUGCUCGACACCAUAAAAAAACCUCUGAGAGAAAACUUGAGGAGCACAGUGAGGGACCGAAAGAUGAGGCGACAACAGCUGACCAGAUUCCCCGUGUAUAUAAUUAUGUAUCUGGAAACCAAAAUCCUAUCACAUGGUGUACUUUUAUGAAUUACGCACAUACACACGGAUUUACAAUGGCGCCGAGUAAAGCAGUGUGGUGUUAUAUGUUAUUUCUUAUAAAUAACGCGCUCCUGUUCAGAACUUUGAACAUCCUUCUUCACUGGAUACCGGCUUAUGUGUGCGAUGGAGUAGCAGUUAUGAUUGGGAAAAAACCUAUGUAA